ACUGUACAAAAUGGCUACCUUCAUUACCUUGAUGGAGUCUAGAAGGAAUGUUGUUGACCAAUUAUUUCAAAAGCAGAGGUUAGAUGACAAGAAUUACGCCAUUAAGGCCUUAAGUAUCCUUUCGUUUACAUGUUUUUAAGCUUUGAUCACGGAAGAGACAUAUCUCGGGCAGUUUUUGCGCUCAAAAACUUGAUAAAGCUAAAGUUUAUAACUUCCCCAUGCCCUGUAAUUUACAGCAUGAUCGCGUAACUGUAACUUGUUUUCAUCUAAAAACUAUAGCUAGAGAUACUAAAUCAAGCCGAAGGUAAUACUUUACACAUUGAUUUAUGUAAAACUAGGCCCAGUGUCUGACUUAUAGUCCAUAGCUGGCAAGAAUAUCAGUACAGUGCAUCUGUCUCAGAAAUAAAUAACAUUGAAUUCAUACAACUACCAGCACUCAGCUACUCAUGUCCUGGGCACAGUAGAUUUGUGUGGCUAAGUAAUGAAGAAUUUUGUGUAUGUUUAGACUUGAGCACAACACAGAAAUCCCUUUGAAAAGCACACAAAUGCAGGUCUCUAAAGUGUUGAAACUUCUAAUGUUCAGUUAAUCUUAAUGGAAAGUACAUGCUCACUUAUUUUACAAACAUGAUUGUUGACCUCAUACUGCAACACGAUUGGCCAAUCAAACAAUGCCUUCUUCAUGUUACAUUUUUCUUUGGCGGGAAAACAAUGCAGUGAUGUUUUGAUCUUUUCAUCCAUUGGCUGAUGAAACGAAUAACAAACACUUGUAAACAAAAACCAUUUUUCAAGGUCAUAUGAAAAUCGCUCUAAUAAGAUGUGCAGUUAACAGAUUGACUUGUUAUGUUUUACAGAGAUGCAGAGGAUCAAAGGCAAAAGGAAUUCCAAGCAGCACUUAAGAUCCAGUCUUGGUUUAGGGGAACUAAAGUUAGAGCUUACUUUAAGUAUGUAUGAGAACAAGUGUAGUUGAUUCUAACCUUGACACUAUUAUAGGAGUCAAACCUCCAUUUUUCAUCAUCAAUGAGACAUGAAAGCACUGCAGGCAUCAAAUCACAAUCCAACAACCAAACAUUGAUCUUUGAUAUUUUAGGUUGUAACAGUACAUAAUACAGAUUUAUUCGCUCACUCUUUAUUAAUGGGAAGUAAUAAAGAGCGCCAGAAAAUAAUAAUGUCCAUACCCUGGACCACACACACCUCCCCCACUGAGGUGAUUUUUUCUAAAACCCCUCAACCUCUCUAGAAAUUCCAACAAUUUGGUACCCGCAACACAGGAAUUUCCAAUCCCUUCUGUGGGGAGUGGGGAGGGGAAGUGAAAAUUUUUGGAAUCAAUGCUGCAAAUAAUGCAUGUACAGUGUAUCUGUCGUGGGUCAAAAUUGAAUUCAGGUUUUAAAAAUUAUUUAACCUUGGUUGAUUCUCAAUUUUCUUUGUCUCCUAGCCCUAAUUCACAAAAUAAUAAUUAGGGCUAGGAGACAUUUAGGAAAAUUGACAAUCAACCUAGGAUAAAAAAUUUUAACCUGAAUUUAAUUUUGAAUUUACUGUAACAUAUCUAUAAUAUUGUAUCUUUUUUCAUAGAUUUCUUCAUCACUGUGCAACAACAAUACAGAGACAUUUUCGAGGUCACAAAGGAAGAGAAAUUUACAGACAUCUUGUACAGGUAAGAUUUUAUUUGCUGAUUCAUUAUCUUUCACCAAACAUUUUUGUAAAUUGAAAUGUUAUUGUUAAAGAGAGAACUAUGAGCAAAGUAAGUAAAUGACAGUGCCAUACAACAACCUGAUUGAUUAAUAGCUCAAUUUCUAACAAUACCUUGUUCUAUCAGGAAAAACUGACCAACAUGCGGGUUGACUCCUACAACAAGCAAGCAACAAUAGUAAGUGUUGAUGCAUCCAUGCAGAUUUCAAAUUUAUAACUUCUAAUACAGUUGCCAUUUAAAUUUGAUUUUAGUUUUGAAAAAUGAAAUAAUUCAAAAUUUAUUUAUUUUUCUACAGAUUCAAAAAUUUUGGAGAGGUAGGUUAUGGAAAGUUUUUUUAUAUAGUUAAUUAACCCCAUUAUUGACAUAUUAAAUAUAAUAAUGUAUUAUUAUUGCUCUAUGCUUUUAAUUAUUGAUACAAAAAUAUUAAUUGAAACCAACCAGCAUACAAUUCCAUAAUCUGAUUGGCUAAGAUACUAUCUAAUGUGUGAUUAUUUUCUGAUAGGUUUCUAUGUGCGCAAGUAUAUCUAUAAUUACCACAGUCGCAAGAGAUACUUACAGGGUAUUGUCGCCAAGAAUGAAAUAGUGAGGUGAGACUAAGAUACUAAAAAGUCAAUUUUAUCCAGAAGAUUUGAUGACCUGUACAGGGGACCAGGAGAGUUAUCCCAUAUUAAGAGACUAUGAGAUAAUCUUGGAGAGUUGGUUUAUAUGAUAUUUAUUGGCCUGCCGGGCAAAGAUGCCUCUGGUUGAUAUGUAGCAAACAAUCAGUAUAAUCAGCCCAGUACGUUAUGGGUAUCACAUGUAUGUCAGUAUUAUCGUUGUAGUGGUAAUAGACAACCUUGCAGUCUCAGCUUGAAAGUUGUGAAUGGAUAGAAAUUUUCAAACAAGUCAGAGGGCUGAAUAAAUGUGAACUAUGUAAUCAGUCUAGGGUACUGAUUUUUUUUUUUAGGAAAGAGGUGGAAGAAUUUGCCAUAAAAUCAGAAAAAGAAAAAGACAUGAAAAGAGAGUUGGAAGAAAAGGUAAUCAGACUCUAACGCUGUUUUUGUGAUACUCAAAAUCAGAUGCUCUACUAAUGUACAUCAUAAAAUAAAGUUUAAACCACAGUGUAAGUAUUAAACAACUCAUCAUUCUGUUUUGCUGACUAAGUUUAGCAGCUGUUCAAACAAAAUAAAAUCCUGUAAUAAUUUCAAAUAACAUUUUACAACAGUUGCAGUAUUUACUGUCAAACUCAGAAAACUGCAUGUGAACACCUGAACAUUUUCAGGAAAAUUGAUUUUGUUGUGACCAAUCACAAUUAAGUUCAGGACACGCGAGCAAACUACAAAACCAGAAACUAAUUAUCCUUGCUGUUUGCAAGUUUCUCAUGCAUUGGCUUUCUCCUCGUAACACAAUAACAUUCCAUAAAUAUUUCCUGUGUUCAUGGUUUUGUGAGUUUCAUAGUUAAUGCCAUUGUGUCAUUGACAAUUACUAUUUUCUUGGUUUAGUUUGCAAAGGAGAUGAGAGCACAAAAAACACAUUACUUGAUCAGCACCCACCAGGUGCCUGGUGUAUACAACUCGCCAUUUUACCCACCAAAUCCAUCUGCAAAGGAAAUUGAGCUUCGAAAUGUAAGACCACUCAACCACAGAAACCGGCAGCGUCUCAAGGCACAGCUUCCAUCUGAUGCUGCAGAGAUUCUCAACCAGUCGAGAAAUGUCAGAACAUUAUCCAGAGAGUCUAAAAGUAUUCCAUUGCCACCAAUAUCCAUGAGUACAGCACAGAAGAUGCAGGUAUGUGCACAGGGUUCCAUCCUCUGCUCAUGUAGUGGAUUUUGCUACAAUUAUUAAAUGCUGUGUCAGUUAUAAACUCGUCUUUUCACAUUCCACAGGUCAGAUUCAGGUCAGCAUGCCUAAAAUAAAUAAAUAAAAAGUGUGUUCUUAGGCUAGCUGUAAUCACUUUAAUCCAGAAUGAGUUUAAGGAUGGAGGAACUACAGGUAUAUAAAAUUUGAGCCAGCACAACCUGUGGACUAGCACGAGUGUAUUUUAGACUCAACAAUCAAAACUCAGCCUGACUGGGGAUUAUGCCUGAUUUAAUGUGAUGACAUCUAUAGCAAGAUUAUUCAAGUUAUCUGCUCUGACAAAGGGCUCGGCACUCAGAAUGUCAGCUUUUUUUGUUUAAUAAGCCCACCAACAUAUCACCACUGUUUCUUUAGAAACUAACCCAGUAUUUUGUUCCUGGUCUUGUGUUUGUGUAGGGUCCAUUCCGCACUCCUGAUGAGGUAUGGCAACAGAGACACAAACCAUUAAAUCCUACUUUAAGAGUGGCCACGUCAUAUUUCUCAGCAGAGGAUGCCAGGUAUGUGCUGAUCAGCCUUUCAAGUCUGUGUCCUCCACUUCCCAUUUACACCAGGGUUGCGACAGUCAUGGGGAAAAUCAAGGGAAAACAAAAUGGGUUCAAUGUUAGUGACAACGUCAGUGAAAAGUCAGGGAAUUUUAUUUUCAGGUUGCCACAGAGUUUGAAUCCUAAAUUUCAUUGUUCAAGAGAUAAAAUGGAUUAAGUAUUGUGGAAGCUGUCAUAAGUGGACACCCUCAGGAUACAAAAAGGGUGUCCAUAACAAUACUGGAGCUGGCUGCCUAUGGGAAUGUAACAAUACAGAGUUUGUGUGGGAGUUAAGAAAAGCAAGGUUUUGUGAAGGCCGCCAUAAGUAGAGCUGCACGCUUACAACAGUGUCUGUUUGGAGAGCUUCCACGGUAUAUAAAAAUGAUCAGAGAAAAAUCUGAGCCCCAGCAAGAACUAAACGCAUGACUUUCCAGUUACUUUAAAUGCUGUAACGACAGAGAUCAGUUACUCAUGGCAAGCAGGUGGCUCGAAAAAGGUGUGCUAAUAGCUGGGCUUGGGUGACAUAUUCCCUGUGCAGCUUAUGACUUAUCUUACUGGGGCUUACCAAUCUUGUCCAAUAUUUUCUCAGGAGUGAUAUGAAAGCUGAUGAAUGGGUAUCAAGACUGAUAGAUGAUAAGUGAGUAGAUGAUGAGCUUGUUCUUGUAUUAUAGUAACAAAAACAUUGCAUAAAAAAGUCUGAGGACAUCAAAGUUUAGUUUACAUUAUAUUACCAUUUUGUCUUUGAUGCAUGCAGACUGUCUAGUUUCACUUUUUGUCAGCUUGUUUGGUUGUCUGUUACAUUUGUAUAAUUUGCAGAGCGUGUGCAGUUUAUUUGCAUCUAUACCUCUAAGAAGAAUUUGGCUCAAAUCCCUCAGGGUUCUUGUUUUGUUAUCCUUUCCACAGAAUUGUUCCUCUGGCUUUUCCUCAGAAGUCCUCGAACUCCUAGUGGUCAAUAGCUCAAUAUCUGUCUAGCACUGCUUCAAAGAUAUCCUCAGUCGCAUUAUAUAUUUCUGUCACAAGCUGAUUGAUGCCUGUGUUUCUUCUCUUCUCUUGGUGCUCUCACUUUAUAUCGUUAUCAUCAAGUCAGCCUCAAUCAACAUUCCUUUGUGUGAUACUUCUAGCUCUGUUCUUCACUGCAACCUUCGUCCUUUAACAGACAGUCAACCUUUGUUUACUCUGGUCUACCAAAACCCUCCUGCCUUACGAUAGUUACCAAAAAGUGUGGCUUUUCUGGACUCUUCUGCCUGCUGCGUGUUAAAUGCCAGCUUCACAACCUCAACUGAUCUCAACUAUCUUUCCAUAACUUUUUGCAAGUCUCCCUCUUGCGAUAAGUCUUGUAAUACGUUUAAGAAUCUCAAAUUUAGAUUCUUAAACAUUCAAUUUCCUUAUGUGCAUCAUGAUGCUUUGCUACUUUCCUUGAUUUGCGAUGAAUGUUACAUUCAUCAGAACAAAGUUAGACUUAGUCGUUUCUUCGAUUCUAUGUUCUCUCUGUCUUCUUUGUACUUUUUCUGGUCCAGCAAUAAAAAAAUCAUCCACCUUUUUCAAUGAGGAAGUUCUCUAUGCUAUGAAUGCAUUUUGUUCGUUUAAUCCUUAAUCCUUGUCUGUAGAAGAAAACAACAACAAUUAUUUUGUUUUGGUCUCAAACCUAAAACAUUCCUUCGGCUACUUUGCUUCCUUUCUUACAUCACUUUUGAGGAUCCCAGACCUUUGCUUAUCUCAUACUGCAUGCUUGCUCUUCAUAACUUGGAAUCAAGGGUCUGGGAAAGAGUAAGGCAUGUACUCCCAAGACUCCCAACCAGACUUCCUUUUUCUGCCUUGUAACUUUACCAUCCAUGUAAGUUCUGACAUCUCCUUUCAACAUUUCUUUAAAUAGCAGUAUCAUAACCAUUUACCAUUUUUCCUUCUUUUAAAUGGUGUCUCCUAAAUCACUUCAGGAGUCUUUUUUCUUGGAAGAAAGCUACCGUUAAACUUCUCCGUAUUGUUGUUUCAAAAAUGCACAUUUUAUAAAUGGUUUUCUGAAAGAAAUUAUCAAAUCCCUGUUUUUAAAAAUUUGAAAAAUCUUCACAAGAUUUCACCGUAAUGGAACCUCCUACAGUACUGUCCCUUCAUUCGUUAACAUUUUGAAUCAUUCGUGGUUGAAAAUUUGAGGAAAUAUUAAGAAGAAAGUAUCCAUUUUUAUCAUUUUCAGAUUCCUUCCAUUCACGCAUCGUGACCGUCCUUAUGAACCGCUUUUGCACACCACUUCCCAAUAUGGAAGGUGAGUAUGACGUCAUGAUCAGCCGACCACGUGAAGCUAGGGAGAGAUUUUAUGAGGCAUGACGGUGAUAAGCUCAAGGAUCACAGUAUAAUACACCUUCUAUUACUGAAUAUUUUGCGGUGUCUAGCAUUGAAAACCGAGGCAAAAACCGCAAUAAAACAGACAGAAAACCUCACCCUGAUCGAAAUAUAUUCUCUUUCAGCCUGCCGUAUGGAACAAAACAUUUUAGGGAAGAAGACAAAGAAAGACGAAUAACACCCUCGGUAAGAGUGUGAAGUGUAAUUUGUUAGUCUGCAAGUAAUUAACCCCUAUUUGGGUGCAAGAACAAAUAGAGUGAUUGUGAGCCAGUAUUUUAUUGGUACGAAAUUCUCGUAAUGUUGGGUGUGGCUGAGUCGAGGCAAGCUCGGCGAGACUGAAACGAGUGAAAAAGCUAAGCGUGAACUGAAAAAGGCCCUCUAUCCCCAAUUUUCACUCGGCUCAGGUUACUUUCGCUGUUUCUGUCAUAGUUUUUGGCGCAGCAUUAUUAAAAUGUAAUGCAGACUUGUAAACAUGUUUUUUUUUUCUUUUUGCAGAGAUUUCAAACAGUGGUUUCUCCAAUUCCAGUUUUCGAGCAGUUUGGAAAGACGUACUAACAAUGUACUGGUACAAAACUAAAAUAUCGUAGUUACAACAGUAUAUCGGAUGCUGUUCUCAUUUUAGCUAGGAAUAAAAGAUGGCCAAUUAUCUUUUUGUAUUGUAUAUAUUUUUAAUUGCCAUAAAAUUACAACAAAAGAAACGACCCUGGUUUUGUAAAUAUGUAAAUAAUUCUCUUUUUUUGGCAAUCGUAACUUUGCAAGCCUGUUUUGAAUAUACCGGGUAUAGUUCUUUCUCAUUGUAGCUGAUCAGAAGUGUAAAAUACUGUAAUAAAUUUACAGGACAGAU
Molecule: messenger RNA, 7221 nt
Organism: Porites evermanni
Lineage: Eukaryota; Metazoa; Cnidaria; Anthozoa; Scleractinia; Poritidae
Source: the annotation of a GenBank genome assembly